Messenger RNA from Ananas comosus (pineapple), 963 nucleotides. Its product is annotated as epoxide hydrolase A-like. The transcript is spliced from 4 exons. The record is from RefSeq and is a predicted model, not a curated record. Gene Ontology annotation, molecular function: hydrolase activity. Bases 1 to 963 code for a protein of 320 amino acids. Lineage: Eukaryota; Viridiplantae; Streptophyta; Magnoliopsida; Poales; Bromeliaceae.
AUGGAAGGGAUCGUUCAUCGGACGGUCGAGAUCAACGGCAUCGCCAUGCACGUCGCCGAGAAGGGCGGCAACGAUGCGGCGGCGGCGGCGGCAGUGCUGCUCCUGCAUGGCUUUCCGGAGCUCUGGUACUCGUGGCGGCACCAGAUCGUCGGCCUCGCCGCCCGCGGGUAUCGGGCCGUCGCCCCCGACCUCCGUGGAUACGGCUGCUCCGCCGCUCCGCCCUCGAUCAGCUCCUACUCGGUCUUCCACGCGGUCGGCGACCUCCUCGGCCUCCUCGACGCCCUCGGCCUUCCCCAGGUGUUUGUGGUGGGCCAUGGAUGGGGAGCUUUGGUUGCGUGGAACAUGUGCAUGUUUAGGCCGGAGAGGGUGAAGGCGUUGGUGAACAUGAGCGUGGCGUUUAGUCCACGGGACCCCGCCGUGAACCCGGUCCAGCAUUUCAGAAACCUGUACGGAGAUAGCUACUACAUCUGCCGAUUCCAGGAACCUGGAAAAGCUGAAGCCGAAUUCGCGGCCAUCGGCACCAGGAACAUCCUCAAGAGGCUGUUCAUGACUCCCAAGCCUUCUUCUCUAUCCGAAGAAGGGUUCGGUUCGACCGAUAACGAGAUUUCGUUACCUUCUUGGCUCUCAGAAGACGACUUCGACUACUACGCGAGCAAGUUCGAGGAGACCGGCUUUACGGGGGGUUUGAACUACUAUCGCUGCUUGAACCUGAACUGGGAACUCACAGCCCCAUGGACUGGGGCAAAAAUACAAGUGCCAACCAAGUUCAUUGUUGGAGACCUUGAUCCAACAUACCACUACCCAGGCAUACAAGAUUACCUACACAAUGGUGGGUUCAAAAGUGAUGUUCCCUCACUUGAGGAAGUAGUUGUUCUGGAGGGAGUUGGGCACUUCAUCCAGCAGGAGAGGGCACAACAAGUUACUGAUCAUAUCCAUAACUUCAUCCAGAAGUUCCUGAGCUAA